Molecule: messenger RNA, 3546 nt
Organism: Fonsecaea multimorphosa CBS 102226
Lineage: Eukaryota; Fungi; Ascomycota; Eurotiomycetes; Chaetothyriales; Herpotrichiellaceae
Exons: 5
Coding region: 1-3546 (1181 amino acids)
Biological process (GO): nuclear-transcribed mRNA catabolic process, nonsense-mediated decay
Cellular component (GO): exon-exon junction complex; cytoplasm
Molecular function (GO): protein binding; RNA binding
Source: RefSeq, a predicted model, not a curated record
AUGGACCGCAAGCGCAAGAGAGAACUACGUGACCUAAAUUUGCGCGUCUGGGCAGGCGCAAAGGACGUCUAUGAAGUUGCAAAUUCACUCGAUUCCUCACUGAAGAAAAACACCGCGUUUAUUAAACGACUCCGAACCGGGUUAUCGGCCGCCGCACAAGACACCUUUUUGUCGGAGAUUCGCACCUUGUCCCUGCAAAAAUACCUCUCCGAGAUCACAACGGCGACGGCUGAAGGGUUGGGCAGACUCAAGACCGCGAGUGAGAUUGCCACGGGUGUCGAGGUUGUCAGUGCAUUACACCAAAGAUUUGGACCCCAAGAGUUUACUAAGCAGCUGGCAUGGCUUCUGGGCAAGGGAUUGACGACUCCUGACAAGGCUCAGGUGAAGUUGUGGAGUCAGGAGGUGCGUGAACGUGAAGAGAAGGAACGCCUAGUUCGACACCGCGUUCUCCUUCGCGUCGUCACCGAAUUCUGGUUGUGUGGUGUUCUUCGAAGUCUGGACGAUGCGGAUCGGCCAGACGAAGGUACAUCGCGAGGCAAGGACGCCGCUUCACAACUCGAGUCCAAGGCGAAGCCGAGCACAAAUGGCAUUCGACCCGACGCUCACGUUGAGCAUGAGCCUUUUCCUCUGGAAGUCCUCAAGGACUUGUUGGGCCAUGACCCGGAGCACGCUAAUCUCAGUCUGGCCGUUCUUUUUGUCAAGAAUUUCGCUUGGGAUGUUUUGGGACUCAAAUUACCCGCUGAAGAAGGCCGGAAAACAGUCGAUGCAGACGGUCACGUUGUCGAGCACGUAAAAGAUGGCGAUAGCUCCACCGAUUCACCCGAGGAAGACGCGCCCAUCAUCCCCCAGCCCAUCCGGCAGAGAUUCAUCAACAUUUUAGAACGAUACUUGACUGCCGUCAAAGCCCACGUCGUCCGAGACCAGAGAUCUCUCAACAACCAAAGCCGCCGCAACGCCGAGGCUUAUGUCAAAAGCGGAGAAAUCUUCGAAGACAGGCAAGCAAAUUUCGAGAAGCAGUCUAAGGCUCUAGAGAAAUUGGUUGCAAAUGCCCAAGUCCUUUGCGAUGUCCUUGGACAAGAAAUGCCAGAUCUCGAGGAGAAAGGCAGUGCAGAGACCGCCGCAUCAGGGAGCGUCGGGAUGAUCAAGACAGGCGACUAUCUCAAGGGCUCAGGAGAAGGCGCUGGCAUCUGGGAGGAUGAAGAGGAACGUCGCUUCUAUGAGAACUUGAUUGAUCUCAAGGGCCGAGUCCCGGGCAUCCUCCUGGAGGAUUCCAAAAAGAGGCUUGAACCAGACGAUCAUGGUGAAGCUUCCACCGCAGCCGUUGAAGGUGGGACGAGCAAGCCUCUGGAGAACGACGACCAGUCCACUGCCAUCACGAACAAGACGGUUGGCGCUCAAGUCGAUGCUAUUCUCCUGCGUCUCCCAGAAUUGCAAACCAAGGAUAUGGUCGAUCAGGUCGCUUUGGACUUCUGCUUCCUCAACUCCAAAGCCUCCCGGAAUCGCCUGGUCAAGGCGAUUCAGGAAGUUCCCAAGGGUCGAAUCGAUCUGCUCCCUUUGUAUGCACGACUUGCCGCCACUCUUGGGCAGUACAUGCCUGAUGUCGUACAGGGGUUGAUCUCGCAUCUAGAUGACGAAUUUCGCAGCCUCCAGAGGCGGAAAUCCAAAGAUUUUCUGGGGCAAAUUCGCAUGGCUAACAUACGUUACCUGGCUGAACUCACCAAGUUUGGGAUCGUUCCAGAGCACGUCAUUUUCCAUUGCUUCAAAGUCAGUUUGGACGAUUUUUCGAGGAUGAACAUCGAAAUCAUCGCCCAUCUGCUCGAAAACUGCGGUCGUUAUCUUCUACGCAAUCCUGAGACCUCUCCCCGGAUGGCGUCUUUCCUCGAGACGCUGAACCGCAAGAAGUCCGCGCAGCACAUGGGGGCUCAAGAGCGAAUGUUGAUCGAGAAUGCUUUGUACUAUGUUGACCCUCCUCAGCGGUCUGCGAUCCAACAAAAAGAACGUACGCCGACGGAACUCUUCGUCCGGCAAUUGGUAUAUGUGGACAUGACCAAACGAAACUACAUGAAGGUUCUCAAGACCAUCCGAAAGCUCCAUUGGGAAGAGAAAGAAGUUGUCCAGAUGCUGGAGAAGAUUUUCAGCAAGCCGGGAAAAGUCAAGUUCAGCAACAUCCAUCUCCUGGCUGUUCUCCUUCAGGCACUUUUGCGGUAUCAUCAAGAAUUUGCUAUUGGUAUCAUAGACAAUAUCUUGGAACAAAUUACUCUGGGUUUGGAGCAGAACGACUUCAAGUUCAAUCAGCGGAGGGUGGCUGAAGUCAAAUACCUGGGAGAGCUCUACAACUACAAGAUGAUCGACUCAACCGUGGUGUUCGACACAUUGUAUCGGAUCGUGACAUUUGGUCAUGAAGGCGGAACACCCCAACCUGGAAACUUCACACCAUUUGAUCCUCCUGACGAAUUCUUCCGCAUCCGAUUGAUAUGCACUCUCCUUGACACUUGUGGAAUCUGUUUCGACAGAGGUAGCUCUCGCAAAAAGCUCGACUUCUUCCUGACUUUUUUUCAAUACUACAUGGCUACAAAGGAUCCACUGCCGAUGGAAAUUGAAUUUCUGGUGCAGGACACCUAUUCUCUUGUCCGUCCUAACUGGAAGGUGGUUACCGAGAUUGGAGAGGCGGCUAAACUAUUUGCUGAAGCUGUAAGCGCGAAUUACAGACAGCAGGGGGCGGACAAAAGUGCGGAGCAGCCGGAGGACGUGGAGGACUCCGGCUCCGAAGAUGCACUUGGCGAGGGCGAUGCUGAACUUGAAGCUGAGAUUGCGCACUCAUCAGAUGAAGAAGCCGAGGCUGGCCCAGAAGAAGACACGGGUGAAGAGAAAGAAGACGUUGACUCCGACGAAGAAGAACAGAUUGUGGUCCUGCGUCAAGAGGAACACCUGGACCCGGAGGCCGAGGCUGAGUUUGACCGAGCGUUUGAGAAGAUGAUGGCUGAAAGCUUGGACUCCCGCAAAUUCGAGCGCAAGACUCACUUCGACGUACCAUUACCCAUUCGUAAGAUCCAACGAGCGCCGGUCGAGCCGAAUGAGGAUGAACCCAGUCCUGCUCCCCAAGCUGAAGCCAAUACGAUGGCGUUUUCGUUGAUGACGAAGAAGGACUCGAGCUUUGCCGUUUCGAUGAAAUCGCAGCAAGCCGCCGAAAGGGAGGAGCAGCAGCGCAUCAAGAACCUAGUCUUGAAUUAUGAUCUGCGCGAAGAUGACCAACACGAUGGUAUUCCCAACGGAUUUCUUUGUGGCCCUAUUGUUCAACCGCCCUUGGAGAAGAACCCCAAUACUAAAGGUCUCAAAUUAGGACCCGAUCACUACAAUCCUUCCCUCAGUCGUGCUGAGAGGUCGGGACGCCACGCGCCCCGAGCAAGAAGACUCAAUUUGAGCGAUGUGGACUGGUACGGCUCCAAGAAAUUACAUCUCACGUCGGCAACGUGCGAGAGAGAGGCGACCAGCAGCCCUCGAUCACCGCACAGUCACUCCCCCAUUACCUCGAAGAAGCCAGGCUGA